GAGGAAAAACUCACUAUUACAGCAAAAGGUGACUUACCUCAUUUACGCGAUCCUAACCUCAUCAAAGAUAACGACUUGACAUCAUUAAAUUAUUUAAAUGAACCUGAAGUUCUCCACACCUUACAAGUCCGGUUUAUUGAUAAGAAUAUAUUCUAUACUUAUUGUGGAAUUGUUCUGGUGGCUAUUAAUCCAUACCAAGAUGUGGAUAUAUAUGAUGAAACCACCCUAGAGAUCUACCGUUACCAGAAGAUCUUGAAAAACUUGGAUCCUCAUAUUUAUGCAGUAGCUGCUGAGGCUUUCAAUCAAAUGACCAGAUUCAAGCGGAACCAGUCCAUUAUUGUGAGUGGAGAAUCUGGUGCUGGGAAAACUGUCUCGGCUAAGCACACCAUGCAUUAUUUUGCCCAGGUGGGUGGUUCCACCGAAACAGCCAUUCAUGACAAAGUGUUAGCAUCCAAUCCAAUCAUGGAGUCCUUUGGAAAUGCCAAAACAAUAAGAAACGACAACAGUAGCAGAUUUGGCAAAUACAUUCAGAUUGCAUUUGGUACUCGAAAUUACAUCAUUGGUGCUAAUAUGAAGACUUAUUUAUUAGAGAAAUCCAGAGUUGUUUUCCAAGCACCCAAUGAAAGGAAUUAUCAUAUCUUUUAUCAGCUGUGUGCAUCUUCCAAUUGCCCAGAAUUAAAACCAUUCCGACUGUCGCAUCAAGAUGAGUUCUACUACACCAACCAAGGAGAGAGUCCACAUAUCCAGGAUAUCAAUGAUGCAGAUGUGUUUUUAAAGACAAGGAGUGCUUUCACAGAACUUGGAAUAAAUGAAGAUGACCAGUUGAAGAUGUUUGGUGUUGUUAGUGCCAUUCUUCAUCUUGGAAAUAUUUUGUUGGAACCUGGUGAGGAUGAAUCAACAUGCAAUGUCUCGAAGAAGAAUUCGCAUUUUGAUAUUGUUUGUGACUUGCUUUCUUUGAAUAAAGAAGAAAUGCAACUGUGGUUAUGCAACAGGCAAAUUUCUUCUGGAUCUGAACGAAUCAUCAAACCUCUCACAGCCAAAGAGGCUGGCUAUGGCCGAGAUGCUUUGGCAAAACACAUUUACGCGCGGGUCUUUGACUGGAUUGUAGCCAAAAUCAACAGAAACCUGUUGACUCAUGAAGACACCCAAAACUUUAUUGGAGUCCUCGAUAUUUAUGGAUUUGAAACUUUUAGAAUAAACAGUUUUGAGCAGUUUUGCAUAAAUUAUGCAAAUGAAAGGCUUCAAUUACAGUUCAACACGCACGUAUUCACGCUAGAGCAACAAGAAUACCGAAAAGAAGGACUUGAAUGGCAUGAAAUCAGUCAUUACGACAACACCCCUUGCAUUGAUCUAAUUGAAAGUCCGCAAGGCAUCCUUGCCUUAUUAGACGAUGAAUGUAAGAUGCUGAGUGGCAACGAUACCAAUUGGUGCACAUCACUCUUCAAGAAACUGUCUGGAACUCAGUGCUUUGAGAAACCUCGUACCUCACAGACAUCAUUCACAGUGUGCCAUUUUGCUGAAAAGGUGACAUACAUGUGCCAGGGUUUCAUGGAGAAGAACUUGGAUACAGUUUCUGAUUUACAAGUAGAAACUUUGAAGAGAAGUUCAAACCCUCUCAUCAUAGAAUUGUUCCAGGAAAAAAAACUUGAGAGAAAGAUGUCAACCAUGUCAGAAGAGUCCUAUCUCAGUCAACCGAAAAAAUCCAAGAAACACAAGCAGACUGUAGGAUCUCAGUUCAAAGAAUCAUUGAACAGUUUAAUGAAGACUCUCUCGGAUACUAACCCUCAUUAUGUACGCUGCAUUAAACCCAAUGAUGACAAGAAACCAUUCAGAUUCAACUGUAAACGAGUUGUGGAGCAGCUGAGGGCAUGUGGUGUUCUCGAGACAAUUCGUAUUAGUGCUGCUGGAUUCCCAGCAAGGGAAACAUAUGAAAAUAUAUUCAAUAUGUUUCAACAAUUAUUGGAUGUGAAGGAAGUUGACAAAUCGGAUCCAAAGUCAAGUUGUGAGAGAUUAAUGCAGAAAUAUAUUGAAGACCCUGAUAAAUACAGAUUUGGUAAGACGAAAAUCUUUUUCCGAGCAGGCCAGCUGGCAUUGUUGGAUAAACUGUUGAGUGACCGUCGUGUCAGGUGGUCAAUUAUGGUGCAGAAACAAGUCAGGACAUUCCUGUGCAAGAGACGCUUCAACAAGAUCAGACGUAGCAUCUUCCUGUUGCAAGUCUACGGACGAGGCUAUCUUGCACGUUUAGCAUUCCAAGAGAGACGGAGGAAAUUUGCUGCUAUUCGCAUCCAAGCUUAUUUCCGUGGUUACCAAUGCCGCAAGAUAUUCCAACAGAAAAAACUGGCUGCAAUUGUUGUACAGCGAUAUGCGAGAAAAGCAUUGGCUCAGAAGCUUUUCCGCCAGUUGGUGGAAGACUACAGAGCAACCAUUAUCCAGACCAAGGUGCGGGCUUAUUUGGCUCGCAGAAAAUUUGAGAAGGUGCGUCAUGGCAUAGUACUGCUGCAGGCCCAUGUACGACGCCGAGCUGCCAAGAAAGUCUUCAAAGAACUUAAGAGGAAAGCCAAAGACACUGAUGAGCUGAAACUCUCCAACAGGAGAUUGUGUAACAAGAUCAUUGAACUAUCAAACCUUCUGAAAGAGAAGGAAGGGGAACUCAAAAAGUUCCGUGUCAUUCAGACAAGCGCCAAUCAAAUGCAAGAACAAUAUGAGAAAUUGGUAUCUGAGCAUGAUAAUUGUCGCAUGCUGAAGGUAAAGAUCCAAGAAUAUGAAGUUAUGAUUGGAAAACUGGAAAGUGACAUCAAGCAGAAGACAGAAGAAUACACUGUCCUCAUGGCUGAGAAAAACAAGAUGAAGACUUCAUAUGCAGAAGAUUUGCAGUCGAUAGAGACGAAGAACAAAGAAUUACAUCAAGAACUCCUUAAUGCCCAAACACUAAUUAAGAACAAUGAAGAAACAAUUGCUAAUUAUGUUAAGAAAGAGGAAGAUCACAGUGUAUUAGACACCCAGAAAGAGCGGGAGAUUGAGAAAGCUCACCAUAACAAGAUCCUGCAUGACUAUGAAGUACUGAAAAAUCACUAUGAUAACCUUCGUCAUGAGAUGACAGUCUUGAAACAGACCCACCGGCGCACACCAUCUGAUAAUAGUACAGUUAGUUUUGAAUCUGCUGAAGGUGAACCUGCUGCAGUCGAGGAAGUGGGAGCAGGAGAAGAUGAAGAGCGUCAAGCAGCCCAUGUUGUUGCACAGGUGGUAGCUGAACCUGAUGAUAAAGAGGAUCUGGGAUAUGGCACGGGCAAACGCCAAGAAAGGCCAGUUCCUGCUGAAAGAAAAUCUCGAGCUGUCCAACGCCAGGCUACAUUAGAAGAACCUGAAAAAGUGGAUCUUGCGUUGAUUAUGAAGUUGCAAAAUCGUAUCAAAGAAUUGGAGAAGGAAAUCAACCGUCUCAACACAGAACGAGAACGUGAAGAGGAAGAAAACAAAGACAAGGAACACACUGUGUACAAUUCUCUUAAGAUGCAGGAAUUGGAGAAUGAUAAUGAUAGAAUGAAGAGAGAGAUAAGCAAUCUGAUGGCAGCCCUCUCUAAGAGUCCCAAAUACGAAGAAGGAAUCACAGAGGCAGGAAAAGCUUUCAAAGAACAAUAUGACACAAUGGUGGAAGAGCUUGAACGAAGACGUGCUGAGAUCUUGUAUAUUAAAGCUAUCUGGCUGGAGACAAACAUCGAGAAGAAGGAUGAUUUACAUGCCAAACAUGGUGGAGAGGAUGUCAGUGAGGAGGAGGAACUGAAGACAGCUCUGCAAUUCCAUCAAAAACUUAACAGGUUGUUGGAGAACCAACUUCAAGAAACAGAAAAGAAAUCCAAACAUACUGAACAAGAUUUACUUACACAGAUUGAGGAACUUACAAAGGAAAAUGAACGUCAAAAACAGGUCAUCAGUCAGCUCAAUUCAAUUGCCACAAACCUCUCAUCAAAGACUGGCGAUGAAAUCAGCGUUACUAUGGGACAAGAUAUUAUCCUUUUGAAAUUUUUUUUAUUUUUAAUUUUUAAAUUUUUCUUUCUUCCUUUUUUAUUAUUAAUAUUAUUUUCUUAUCUUUUUCCUUUUUUCCAUUUUUCCUUUUUUUCCUUUGUUUCUUUUUUCCUUUUUUUCCUUUGUUCUUUUUUCCUUUUUUUCCUUUGUUUUUUUUCUUUUUUUUUUUCUUUUUUUUUUUUUUUUUUUUUUUUUUCCUUUGUUCUUUUUUUCCUUUGUUCUUUUUUUCCUUUGUUCUUUUUUUCCUUUGUUCUUUUUUUCCUUUGUUCUUUUUUUCCUUUGUUCUUUUUUCCUUUUUUUCCUUUGUUCUUUUUUUCCUUUGUUCUUUUUUUCCUUUGUUCUUUUUUUCCUUUGUUCUUUUUUUCCUUUGUUCUUUUUUUCCUUUGUUCUUUUUUUCCUUUGUUCUUUUUUUUUUUUUUUUUUCCUUUGUUCUUUUUUUCCUUUUCCUUUCCUUUGUUCUUUUUUCCUUUUCCUUUCCUUUGUUCUUUUUUUUCCUUUUCCUUUCCUUUGUUCUUUUUUUUCCUUUUCCUUUCCUUUGUUCUUUUUUUCCUUUUCCUUUCCUUUGUUCUUUUUUUCCUUUUCCUUUUGUUCUUUUUUCCUUUUCCCACUUUUCUUUAUUCCUUUUUCCUUUAUUCCUUUCUUUUUCCUUUAUUCCUUUCUUUUUUUCUUUUAUUCCAUUCUUUUUUCUUUUUCCUUUAUUCCUUUCUUUUUUUCUUUUUCCUUUCUUUUUUUCUUUUUCCUUUUUUCCUUUAUUCCUUUCUUUUUUUCUUUUCCUUUAUUCCUUUCUUUUUUCUUUUUCCUUUCUUUUUUUCUUUUUCCUUUCUUUUUUUCUUUUUCCUUUAUUCCUUUUUUUCCUUUAUUCCUUUUUUUUUCCUUUAUUCCUUUCUUUUCCUUUAUUCCUUUCUUUUUUCCUUUAUUCCUUUUUUUCCUUUUUCUUUCUUUUUCCUUUCUUUUUCAAAUUCUUUUUUUCCUUUAUUCCUUUCUUUUUCCUUUUUUCCUUUUUUUCCUUUAUUCCUUUCUUUUCCUUUAUUCCUUUCUUUUUCCUUUAUUCCUUUCUUUUUCCUUUAUUCCUUUCUUUUUCCUUUAUUCCUUUCUUUUUCCUUUAUUCCUUUCUUUUUCCUUUAUUCCUUUCUUUUUCCUUUAUUCCUUUCUUUUUCCUUUAUUCCUUUCUUUUUUUCUUUUUCCUUUCUUUUUUUCCUUUUCCUUUCUUUUUUUCCUUUUCCUUUAUUCCUUUCUUUUUUUCUUUUUCCUUUAUUCCUUUCUUUUUUUCUUUUUUUCCUAUUUUUCUUUGAUUUAUAUUUAAUCUGUAUUGUGUGUGAUUUUCCUCUCUCUCUCAUUCUGUCUGACAGAGUAUAUGUUUUUGAUGGUGUCAUCAUUUUUAUCUUUUUUUCUUUCCUCCAUUCUCCAUUUUUAUCAUUUUUCUUUCUUUCCUUCAUUCAAAUUUUAUUUUUUUCUUUCCUUCAUUCAUAA
Messenger RNA from Acanthosepion pharaonis, 5490 nucleotides. The record is from the annotation of a GenBank genome assembly. NCBI's taxonomy places the organism in Eukaryota, Metazoa, Mollusca, Cephalopoda, Sepiida, Sepiidae.